AUUCACAGCGACCAGAUGCCGUUCCGGUGCGACUACUGCCAGCGUCUCUUCAAGCACAAGCGGAGCCGCGACCGGCAUGUCAAGCUGCACACGGGCGACCGUAAGUACCGGUGCACCCAGUGCGAGUCCGCCUUCUCGCGCUCCGACCACCUUAAGAUCCACAUGAAGACACACGACAAUGGCAAGCCCUAUCAGUGCACUGUCUGCAAUAGGGGCUACAAUACGGCUGCCGCCCUCUCCUCCCACAUGCAGAACCACAAGAAAAUCAGUGAGCAAAACGCAGAUCUACCGGUGGCUCCUUAUACCAGAGGAAGCACACCCAAUGAGCAACAGGGUGACAAGGAUGGCAGAGAAGACGAUUCUCCGGAUCCGCCGAAGCCCCUGCUGUGCAAUUUCUGCCCUCAGGUGUGUUCUUCCCCCAACGCCCUUGGCGACCACGUGCUGCAGAGCCACCGCUCCUUCUCUUCCUCCUCCCCCCUCUCGGAAUCACCCCGUCCUCCUUCUUCCAGGUCCUGCUUCAAGUGCCUGGACGAACUGGCAUCGCCCAAUGCUGUCUGUCCCCACAGAAAGUCGCAUGGAGACACCGAUACUGACAAAAGUAGCUCUGACUCUAAAGCUCGCGAUGGUAUCUCACCUACGAUGAAAUUGACCUGUGGUUUCUGUUCCAAAUCAGACUUCCCAACCUUCGAAUCACUCCAACUUCAUGUUCAGGUUUUGCACGUCCCGACAGGAAGUGCAGCUGACAGUGCGCUCGCGGCGUCCAUCAGAUCCUUGCAGUCGAUGUUACAUGGCAAAAGACCACAUCAUGGCCAGAGUAUGCCUAUGGAUAACUUCAUGGGCUACGGAGGCAUAGAUUGCGAAUCGAGUUUGUCUGCUUUGCACAUGUUACAAAAACACGCUGCCAUGGGAGAGAAUUUGAUGUUGAAAAGGCCAAAUGAUAUUUACUGCUCUCAAUGCAAUAUUGGCUUCACUUCCUCAGCUGCUCUGUUGGAUCACGUGCAUCUUGUCCAUGAGAACACGAAUCCUAGUGUUUCUCGAUCACCCUCGUCACCUAUCAACAACCACUCCAGUAAAAGGUCAUAUGCCAGUUCCCGCCUGAGACCGAACGGUGCGAAACAUCUGAAGACAUCAACUUCCAUGGUACCGCAUUCCGCUGUUUUCAAUGGUACAUCCAAUUCCCACUAUAGAAGACAGGAUCCGGGAGGAGGGCAAAACUUGAGCUCUGGUCAUAGUCCAGACACCAGCCCCAACACACUUCUGUGCAGCCAGUGCAAUGCAGGUUUCUCCGAUUUCGAAUCCUUCCGAACUCAUCUCAAGAGUCAUCUGGACGCAGCGGCGGCCGCCUCGACAUCCGGCCAAGGUCCGGUACCUGUGGCUACUUCCUCCCUUCAACUACAUACCUGUCCUGAAUGCAAUGCUGAAUUCAGCACAGAGGCGUUGUUGGACAGUCACGUGAUCGGGCACUUCCUGUCGGCAUCCACCGAGUAUGGAUGUCCAUCUUGCAUGAAACUUUUCCAAAAGCCAGACGAGCUACAGAAGCACCUGAUGGAUGUGCAUGCUUACCACCUGUACCGGUGUGCCCUGUGUAAACAGAUAUUCGAUUCGAAGGUCAGCAUCCAAGUCCAUUUCGCUGUCAAGCACAGCAACGAAUGCCGAUCUUUGAAGUGUACUUCUUGCAGCGCUUAUUUUAGAUCCGAAAUGGAAUUCCAGGUGCACGUCAAGCUCAACCACCUGUCUUCCAAGAACUUCCACUCCAGAACUUCCAAUAGCACCACAUACCGGUGUCUCCUCUGCGAUCAGAUCUUCCCCAACGAGGUUCAGCUUCGAUUCCACACUUCUACCCAUAAGAAGCAGUUCACUUGUAGUGCUUGUGGCGACGCGUUCCAUGUUGAAUUCCUCCUCGACAGACACAUCCAAACCGUCCACCAAGGAAUAGCAACUUCUUCGCCACCAGCGCACCAGUUUAUCGGCCACCCGAGUGGCAGCAGUCCUGUUCCACCGCAUGUAAUACCACCACCAACUUCUGGACCUACGACUGGACAACAAAACGAAGAAGCACAGAAUCUUUGCACGAAAAAAUCUACGAAUGGAAACAUAUCAAGAGGUGAACAGCUAACUUCAAGCGAACCAAUUCCAGCAACUGUCUCAACUUCAACUCCAGCAAAUUCUCUUCAACCUCCUACAAAUGCCAAUUCCAAGUCGCCUGCUGCGAACAGGUCUGAUUACCGCUGUGACAUUUGUGACGUCGUGUGCACGUCUGAAUCAGGCCUUGCGGCUCACAGGCGGCAAGCUCACCAUGUUCGGAUGCAUAAAGAACAUAAAUCCGGCAACGGGUCUGCCGGAUCGACUACAGUCAGUCUGUUCUGUGCUUACUGCAAUGAAUCCUGUAAAUCCAGAGGAGAGCUGGAGAAUCAUAUGAAGGCCCAUACGGCGACGCCAAGCAAACAUAAGUGCAAUAUAUGUGACGAGAUAUGCCCGUCAGCGACGACUCUGGCUGAACACAAGCUUACGCAUUGCAAGGUGGUUUCCGGAAGUACGUGUAUAGUUUGUCGUGUGCAACUAGCCAAUGAAGACCAGUUUUUGAGCCACAUUCAGCAACAUAACACAGCUUCACCUAACACUAAUGGCAAUGGUCUGCCGGUACCGUGCGUCGUUUGCAGGCAGACUCUGGUUGUGGACGUCGAGGUUAGGAUGCAUGCAAAAUUCCACCUGAAGAACGCUUCCUUCGAACCUUCUCUUGGCACAUCGGCGCCAUGUUGUGUGUGUUCCAGAAUGUUCGAUCCAGGAAAUUUGAUAAUCCGGGCUUCCGGUAAAACUUCCGAUUCAUUACCUCCUCAUACAUACAUGUGCAAGGAGUGUUUCCAUUCAAAGGGAGAAGGCGAGUCCGGAUUACCGAGGUGCACCGAGUGCAACGUUAAAUUUGAGACAUUCGCUGACCUUGACAACCACCGAAGAACUGUGCAUCAUCACGUAGAGGAUAAGAAAACUUAUCAGUGCAUCAAGUGCCAGAUGUCGUUCGAGUCGGAGGCGGAUAUUCAAGCUCACGUGACAUGCCAUGUUCUGCAUGAAGGAACUCAACAUGAAUGUAAAUUGUGCCAUGAGGUUUUGGAUUCCCCCUCAAAGCUCCAGUGCCACUUGAUAGAGCACACUUUUGAAGGUAGCUCCCAUUUCACGUGCUACCUAUGUGCAUCUGUCUUCACCAGUUCACACCUUUUACAACGCCACAUGCUCGACCACGGCCUCGAUGCCCGACCCUACGACUGCAGUGAAUGCCGGCAGAAAUUCUUCUUCAGGGCUGAGCUGGAAAAUCAUUCAUUCGUGCACAUAUGGGAGAACAUGAGCAGGCUUCAGACAUCUUCCAAACCUGCACCAAAAGGUCAAGGCAAUGGUGAGAGUUCGCGCCUUCUGUACGAGUGCCAAAAGUGCCCGUGUGUCUUCGGUAGCCCCGUGGAUCUGGCAAAGCACCAGCAACAUUCCCACGGCCAUGAGGCCGGCAGACCUCACUUCACGUGUCCGAGCUGUGGAAUGGAAUUUGGUGGCUUAGAUGACCUGAGAGGCCAUAUGAUUCUAAUGCACCCCACCGUCGGUCUGGUAGAUGCUUUUCCUUCGGACAGAGGUUCCCUUAAGGAUCUCUACAAAUUUGAUGACGAAUCCGUAUUGAAGGAAAAGUCCUUGAGAUCAUCCCAUAAUAAAGGAUGGAAAGAAAAAAAGUCAUUUGACUGUCCGGUGUGCAAGAAAAAAUUUACGAGAAAAGAGAACAGAAAACUACACAUGAAGUCACACCAUCAUGUUUCAAGUUCUAAAACAGUGAAGAAACCAGAAAUCAAGGAACAGAAAAGGACAGACAUCACUUCCACCACGCAUCCUUGUGAAUCAUGUGAAGAGUCUUUUCCGUCCACAGACCUUCUGAGAAGGCAUUUAAGAGACUCCCAUGGGAAAACAUUCGAACACACAUGCAUCGUCUGCAACCAGCCUUUUGAGAACGAGCAGAGCCUUCAAAGCCACCAGACAGACGAACAUCGUCCCCAAGUCCUGGAAAAGAAAGUUGAUGGAGAUGAAAUAGUGACACUGAAAACCGAAACUGAAUCUUAUCCAACGUCACCUGAGCCAUCUGGUUCGAACUAUCGCCAAUCAGGGUCGAGCUCUGGGGAAGGGGAGAGUAACCAAACGGUAACCAUGAGCGAAAGUGAACUGGCCACGGAGAUGCUGGAUUACAAUGGGCCAGAAGAGAGAACCAACCUUCCAGCAGAGGUAGUAGCGUGAGAGAAUAUUUGCCCUUCAGUGACCUUUAAAUCUUCCCUGCGAUGAUAAAAUGCGUUUUCAAAGUUCCGCCAGAGAUCAAAGUCUAUAUGGGCAAAGUCUAUAUGACAAGGAAAUGUUUAUGAAACCUUUCCAGAACAGUUGCCUCAUCUAAGACGAAUUAAUCAUUUCCAAUAAUAUCCAGACUUAGGCUUGAUCGAAGAUACCUUGAAGAUUAUGAGUACUAAUGACUGUUGGAGGAUUUUAUUUGUUGUAAUUUGUUCACACUGUUUAAAUAACUAUAAACACCAAACCGUCCUGUUAUCCUUCGUCAACUUGAGCAUGACCCUAGUGCCAAAACUCUACAUCGGUGCAUAGAAUUUAAUGUUUUUUGUAAAGUUGAUACGACUCUCGCAUCUACGCUCACGUAGCCCCAGUGUCAGUUAUUAUUUAUACGGUAUAAAAGUCUGCAUAUCAAAACUCUUGAUGUUGUAAGUGGUAAAAGGAAGCAAAAAUUGAAUUGUUGAUUGAAGUUUGUGAUACCAGAGUAAUGCUGGGCUCAAGAAGCUCAAUGGAAUACCGGUGCUUUUGAUAUUUUAGACACUUCUAUAAGUAUUUCAUCCUGUUACUUGUAUAAAUAUAUUUUCAUUAUUUUGGAUUUGAUUUCCAAAAGAAAAAUGUUAUCUAUUUAUUGGGCUUUCCUUAAACAUUUCAC
Argiope bruennichi is the source of this 4954-nucleotide messenger RNA. RefSeq names its product zinc finger protein 423-like. NCBI's taxonomy places the organism in Eukaryota, Metazoa, Arthropoda, Arachnida, Araneae, Araneidae. The transcript is spliced from 13 exons. Bases 16 to 4263 code for a protein of 1415 amino acids. The record is from RefSeq and is a predicted model, not a curated record.